CCUGCUGUCCGACGACUGGUCAAGUCGGUCAUCCGCGGCCUUCGGGCGUGCCAAGAGCCGGAGAAGGCGGCCGACGGGAUGGGCGGGACCUACUUCUUUGCCAACGAGGCCGGCAAGAAGGCGGCCAUUCUUAAACCAUGUGACGAAGAACCGCUGGCGCCCAACAACCCCAAGGGCUACGUUGGCCGCCAGCUAGGCGACCCUGGCUGGAAACCCACAGUUCGCGUUGGAGAAGCUGCUCUCCGCGAGGUUGCCGCGUACCUUCUGGACCAUGACGGCUGGGCACGUGUGCCUACGAGCGUUCUCGUCCGUGCACGGCACCCCGUCUCUACACCUGCCACUCCGGCGCAGGAGAAUCCCCUUCCGAUGAAGCUGGGCUCGCUGCAAGAAUUCGUGACCCAUGAAUGUGAUACGAGCGAGAUGGGACCCAGCCGCUUCAGCAUCCGCGAUGUGCACCGCAUCGGCAUUCUUGACCUGCGAUUGUUCAACACCGACCGCCACGCUGGCAAUAUGCUCGUACGCACGCCCCGCACAGCGGCGUCGGCCUCGACUGCUGACCUGAGGCGGAGUAUGGCGUCGGAUGCACCGUACGAGCUCAUUCCGAUUGACCACGGAUUCUGCCUGCCGGAGACGCUGGAGGCGCCGUACUUCGAAUGGCUGCACUGGCCACAAACCAUGCUGCCGUUCAGCGAGGAGGAGGUCCAGUACAUAAGGGAUUUGGAUGUGGAGCGCGAUAAAAGCAUUCUGAAGCAGGAGUUGCCCAUGCUCCGCCCGGAGUGCUUGCGGGUGCUGGAGGUCUGCACAACGCUGCUGAAGACCUGUGCCGCGGAAGGCCUGACACUGUUUGACAUUGCGAGCGUAAUGACGCGCCCCUUCGUCGAUUCUGACGAGGAGCCCAGUGAGCUUGAGCGCAUGUGCGCCUACGCAGGGCAGUGUGUCGAGGUACGCGUAUGA
Volvox carteri f. nagariensis is the source of this 954-nucleotide messenger RNA. RefSeq lists its product as uncharacterized. Lineage: Eukaryota; Viridiplantae; Chlorophyta; Chlorophyceae; Chlamydomonadales; Volvocaceae. The annotation marks the transcript as partial. The record is from RefSeq and is a predicted model, not a curated record. The transcript is spliced from 3 exons.